Mytilus californianus (California mussel) is the source of this 974-nucleotide messenger RNA. RefSeq lists its product as uncharacterized. The transcript has 4 exons. Bases 48 to 878 code for a protein of 276 amino acids. The record is from RefSeq and is a predicted model, not a curated record. NCBI's taxonomy places the organism in Eukaryota, Metazoa, Mollusca, Bivalvia, Mytilida, Mytilidae.
GUAACAUUGUAUACAAACAAAAGCACGUGGAGAACUAGGAAAACAAUAUGUUGACGCAGAUUUUUACAUUAGCUACAGUUAUUGCUGUCGUCUACGGGCAUGGCAGACUUAUAUCCCCUCCAGGAAGAUCCACAACGUGGCGCUAUGGGUACAACACACCUAAAAAUUACAAUGAUAACCAGUUAUCUUGUGGAGGAUUCUAUAAACAAUGGACACUAAAUGGAGGAAAAUGUGGAGUAUGUGGUGACCCAUGGAACGGGGCUCGUGAGAACGAGGCUGGAGGAAAAUAUGCAACAGGCACCAUUGUUAGUCAAUAUAAGACAGGACAAAAGAUUCAGGUAAAAGUUCAGAUCACUGCUACUCAUCGUGGAUAUUUUGAGUUCCGUCUUUGUCCGGUUAACAAUCCACGUCAGCCAGCCACCCAAGCCUGUCUAGAUAAAAAUGUGCUAAAGCAACCAAAUGGACAGUCUAAAUUUUAUGAACCAGGAGCAAUCGGUACAUAUACAGUUGAUCUUAUUCUACCACAAGGUUUAACCUGUACGCAGUGUGUGUUACAGUGGAAAUGGAAUACUGGAAACUCAUACAACUGUGAUAACAACCAUAAAUGUUGUAUUGGUUGUGGGCAACAAGAACAGUUUCAUGGUUGUGCAGAUAUAGCUAUUUCUUCGUCAGGGACAAGUCAGUUUUCUAAUACUGGUGUUCAACAAGGACGCCCAGUCGGGUUUUUACCCAUUUCAGAACACAAUGUUAGAACAUGCCAGGCAACACCACUGUUCAAAAGUCGUUAUCGAUACGCCGAUCAAUAUUGUGUAUCACAAUGCAACCAGAACAAAUGUCCACCCAGCAUAUACUGCACCGAUGCUUGUAGAUCUCACUAAAACUCUUUUUACAAAAUCUAUACUCAUUUUACUCACAUUUUAUUUUGAUACAAAAUAAUUUUUUUAUCAGUGUAUAUAUUUAUAUACAUAUAUUUA